Aspergillus tanneri is the source of this 1689-nucleotide messenger RNA. RefSeq names its product sugar porter family MFS transporter. Lineage: Eukaryota; Fungi; Ascomycota; Eurotiomycetes; Eurotiales; Aspergillaceae. Gene Ontology annotation, biological process: transmembrane transport; carbohydrate transport. Gene Ontology annotation, cellular component: membrane. Bases 1 to 1689 code for a protein of 562 amino acids. The record is from RefSeq and is a predicted model, not a curated record. Gene Ontology annotation, molecular function: carbohydrate:proton symporter activity. The transcript has 5 exons.
AUGGCAGUAGAAACGUCCUCCGAUGGCGAAGCGAAUUCCUUCCAACAUGUUCAGAGGGUGAAAAAGUCCAUGUGGGAGUCUAUAUUCGCUAACCCCAAAGUCCUCAUGAUCGCAUUUUUCGCCUCAUUUGGCGGUUUUGAAUAUGGCUACCAACAGGGUGUGUUGGGCCAGUCUUUGGUCAUGACGCGGUUCAAAGAGAACUUCCCCUCCGUGGUGGAUUCCUCUGCAGCCACGGGCUGGCUCACUUCCAUUCUGCAGUUAGGUGGAAUCGUGGGGUCUUUGGCCGCUGGAAUCUUGGGAGAAAUCUAUUCGCGCAAGUACACCAUGUUCUUUGCCUGCUGUUGGGUCAUCCUAGGGAGCUAUCUUUAUGUCGGCGCUUCCGCGGGCCAACCCUCGCUUUUGUACGCAGGACGAUUCUUCACCGGUCUAGGAGUUGGUCUGUUCAGCGGUGUUGGACCCUUGUAUAAUGCCGAGCUGGCUGCUCCCGAGAUGCGUGGCCUUUUGGUUUCGUUUUAUCAGUUUGCGACCAUCCUGGGGAUCAUGAUCUCCUUCUGGGUGGGUUACGGAAGUAACUAUAUUGGAGGCCCGGGCGCGUCGCAAUCUGAUCUUGCAUGGCGCCUGCCGUCCAUCGUUCAGGGCAUUCCGGCCGUCGCGCUGGCUUGCGGCAUCUGGUUUAUGCCCUUCUCCCCAAGAUGGCUGGUCAAGCAGGGCCGAGAUGAGAAGGCUCUCGCUACGCUUGCGUGGAUGCGGAAGUUACCCCAGGACCACGACCUGGUCCAGGUGGAGUUCCUAGAGAUCAAAGCAGAAGCUCUGUUCGAGGCAAGAGCAUUUGCCAAGGCAACCCCCUGGCUGGCCGAGAGAGAGAACAAGAGUGUCUUCAUGAGCCAAAUUGCGCAAUACGCCAACUGCCUCCGGACCAUGGACAACAUCAAACGAGUGGCCACGGCGUGGCUGAUUAUGUUCUUCCAGCAGUGGAGUGGUGUUGACGCCAUUAUCUACUAUGCCUCCAAUGUAUUCGUCAGUCUCGGACUGACGGGAGGCACUGUUGCUCUCUUAGCCACUGGCGUGACUGGUGUGGUCUUCAUUAUCAGCACGGUUCCAGGCAUGUUGGUCAUCGAUAAGGUCGGCCGAAAGCCCAUGCUGAUCGUCGGAUCGGUGGUAAUGUUCGUUAGUAUGGUGAUUGUGGGUGUAAUCGUGGCGAAAUUCCGCCAUGAUUGGCCUUCUCAUGUCGCCGCCGGUUGGACUGCCGUAGCACUAAUCUGGGUCUAUAUUGCUGGUUUUGGCGCCACAUGGGGACCCUGCUCGUGGACGCUGGUGUCAGAGAUUUUCCCUCUUUCCAUCCGCGCCAAGGGUGCUUCGAUUGGAGCUUCCAGCAACUGGAUCAACAACUUUGCUAUCGCGUUCUUUGUGCCUCCAAUGCUGAAUGCAUGGGCAUGGGGUACCUACAUAUUUUUCGCCGUUUUCCUGCUCGUCGGCAUUUGCUGGGUAUACUUUUUCCUCCCUGAAACUAAGAACGUGACGCUGGAGGAGAUGGAUAAGGUGUUCAAGAGCAACGCUGGGGAGCAAGAUGCCGAGCUCCUGCGGGAGGCGCAGAGAGAGGUCGGAUUAACUGCAUGUCUCGAAAGGCUCUCCAAAGUACCGGGGACUGUUGAGAAAGAUAGCCAAGCGGUCUAUGUUGAGAAAGUAUAA